This is a messenger RNA of Lemur catta (Ring-tailed lemur), 2439 nucleotides long. RefSeq names its product GLI family zinc finger 4 (gene GLI4). Gene Ontology annotation, molecular function: RNA polymerase II cis-regulatory region sequence-specific DNA binding; DNA-binding transcription factor activity, RNA polymerase II-specific. Gene Ontology annotation, biological process: regulation of transcription by RNA polymerase II. The record is from RefSeq and is a predicted model, not a curated record. The transcript has 3 exons. NCBI's taxonomy places the organism in Eukaryota, Metazoa, Chordata, Mammalia, Primates, Lemuridae. The coding region runs from base 1020 to 2306 and encodes 428 amino acids.
CACAGGUUGCCGCGGAGCCGGUGGCUGCCCCUUCAGCCUGUCGCAGCAGCGUCGGCGUAGAACGCAGUGUUUGUGCCCGCAUCCUUGUGGCUGAAGGGGCUUCCACCCUGUGAUGGCCACCUCUGCUCAGCCCUGAGGGCCAAGACAGAGAUCUUUUUCCAGAUGAGUCCCCAAUAAGUUAGCUAAGUAACUUGAUAUGUGACUCAGGGGGGUGAGGACCUGCACCCAGCGUCUCGCUGCAGCCCCACCCUGGGUCCUCUUACCUGGCUGCCCACCGCCUUCCCAUCAUUAGGUGAUGGGGCUGGCCCAGAAACCUGGGCACCUUGCGGUGGCUCUACUGGCCACCUUUCCCCUUUGCUUGAAGCAGGUACUGUCCUUGACUCUUGCUGAAGGUGUGUUAACAUUUGUCCUUCCCUCCCCGUGUCCUUUUUCACUGCCCGCCCAAAAUAAGGAGUUCCUACUUUAUCACAGUAUGAAAGAGAAAAAUCAUUUCUCAUACUGGACUCAAGCUAUUCUUGAAACCAAGUUAAGAAAAAGUAUCUUUGACCCCCGAAUGCGUCUCAGAACACUGUGGCAGUGCUGGACUUGGGGGGUUACAACCUGCAGCCUCUGAGGACACCACAGGGUUUGAGAAAGAGGGUUCUGCUGUCUGGCAAUGACCCCCCUUUGCUGUUCAGGAAAUGCUUUGCUAAAAUUUCAUCUAAAACAUUCAUGCCCCAGCAGGCAUGUUUCAUUUUUUCGCCUUCCCACAGGGCCAGUGGCCCCCAGCUGAGGUUUUUCUGGAAGAAUUGGCAUCCUUUUCUCUGUGGGUGAUGCCAUAGCUUGGAAGGACACUCCAGAUCCUUUGCUGGGAUGAGAGAUUUGGUUCAGGCCCUGCGGGUCUGUGGGUGCGUCCAGGUGGUGCCCAUGUAAUAAGCGUUUCUUACUGAAUAAACAUAUCAGGUCCCUAGAUGGCCUAGUACUCCAGGCCCCACACGUCCCCACGGGUUCACCUUUCAUCCUUGCUCCCCACUGAAUGAAUGAGCCUCUGUCUCACCUGGAGAGUUAUCCUGUUUCCCCCCCCAUCCACCCCCUACCCCAGCAUUCCCCUCCAUACCCCUCAUCUGCCAUGGUUUUCAUUUUCCCCAGGUCCCAGGUGUGCACACCUUCAGCAGGUCCCGGGGAAGAUGGCGGCCCUAGGGGACGUUCAGGAGCCCCUUCCUGUCCCGUCCCCUCUCAGUCUCUCCUCACCGGGGACACCUGGAGCCCAGCACCACGAGGCACGGCUUCACCUCCACGGGCAUCAGCAUGGCUCCCCCAGCUCCAGCCCUGAGGUGCUCUCCCAGCCAUCGGACCUGGAUCUCCAAGACAUAGAAGAAGUUGAGAUCGGCAGAGACACCUUCUGGCCUGAUUCCGAGUCCCAGCGGGACCAGGCUGCCUCUCCCCACCUGCACGUCCCUGCAGACGGGGUAGGCCAAGAUGUGGGGACGCUGCGGGGCCUCCUGAGGAGCCUCCCCCGUGGAGCCAAGUGUCCAAGCCUUGGGCAGGAGUCCAGCUUGGAGCGGCAGCCUCCAGGGGCCAUCCCCUGCGCUCAGAAGAGGGGCGCCUGGUGCUUGACGCUGGGGCCGCAGGGCGCCCCUGGUGCCGAGAGCGGGCCCGAGCGGGCUGCCGAGCUGGGGGGCGGCUUCGGCCUGGGCGCCGGUCUCGGGACGCGGCAGGGCAGCCCGCGGGGGGCCAAGCCGCACCGGUGCGAGGCCUGCGGCAAGAGCUUCAAGUACAACUCGCUGCUGCUGAAGCACCAGCGCAUCCACACGGGCGAGAAGCCCUACGCCUGCCACGAGUGCGGCAAGCGCUUCCGCGGCUGGUCGGGCUUCAUCCAGCACCACCGCAUCCACACGGGCGAGAAGCCGUACGAGUGCGGCCAGUGCGGCCGCGCCUUCAGCCACAGCUCGCACUUCACGCAGCACCUGCGCAUCCACAACGGCGAGAAGCCCUACAAGUGCGGCGAGUGCGGCCAGGCCUUCAGCCAGAGCUCCAACCUGGUGCGCCACCAGCGGCUGCACACGGGCGAGAAGCCCUACGCCUGCAGCCAGUGCGGCAAGGCCUUCAUCUGGAGCUCCGUGCUCAUCGAGCACCAGCGCAUCCACACGGGCGAGAAGCCCUACGAGUGCGCCGACUGCGGCAAGGCCUUCCGGGGCCGCUCGCACUUCUUCCGGCACCUGCGGACCCACACGGGCGAGAAGCCCUUCGCCUGCGGUAUCUGCGGCAAGGCUUUCGGCCAGAGCUCCCAGCUUAUCCAGCACCAGAGGGUGCACUACCGCGAGUAGCCAGGGCGGGGACUGGCCGGCCAGGGCCCAGCGGGCCCGGGAAGUUCCAGGGCGAGGCUCCUGCCUACCCUCCUGGCGGGCACUGCCAAGCACUCCACGCCAGAGUGUCUCCAAUAAAUUCUUUUUGACGAUG